This is a messenger RNA of Neocloeon triangulifer, 2006 nucleotides long. Its product is annotated as protein flightless-1-like. The transcript is spliced from 10 exons. Gene Ontology annotation, molecular function: protein binding. The coding region runs from base 94 to 1440 and encodes 448 amino acids. The record is from RefSeq and is a predicted model, not a curated record. Lineage: Eukaryota; Metazoa; Arthropoda; Insecta; Ephemeroptera; Baetidae.
AAAGAUGGCGAACACGGGAGUGUUGCCGUUCGUCGUUCGUCAGUCUCGAAUAAUGACUUCAGCGGUGGAAAAUUUCCAACCACCGUGAAGCUCAUGACUGGCGUCCAGUGGCUUAAAUUGGACAAAACGAAUCUGUCAACUGUUCCUGAAGAAAUGGGGAAACUCGUGAAACUUGAAAACCUGUCGAUGAAAGGAAACAACCUGGACCGUCUGUACGGCGAGUUGACAGACCUGAACUGCCUGCGGAGUUUGAAUUUGCGACGGAAGAAGGUGAAGACCUCGAGCGUGCCUGCGGAGCUCUUCAAGCUGGAGGAACUGACCACCCUGGACCUGAGCCACAACAACCUGAGGGAGGUUCCUGCCGGCAUGGAAACGGCCAGGUCGCUGCUGGUGCUCAACCUGAGCCACAACAGCAUUGCUGGCGUGCCGAGCGCCCUCUUCAUGCACCUGACCGACCUGCUCUUCCUGGACCUGAGCCACAACCAGCUGGAAACGCUGCCCCCGCAGACCAGAAGACUGGCUAACCUGCAGACGUUGAUCCUGAGCCACAACCCCCUCGGCCACUUCCAGUUCAGGCAACUGCCCUCGCUGCAGUCGCUGGCGGUUUUGCACAUGCGGGCGACGCAGAGGACCUUGAACAACAUUCCAGCCAGUCUCGAGGCGCUGACCAGUUUGGUGGAACUGGACCUUGCCCAAAACGACCUUCCGAGAGUGCCCGACGCCUUGUUCACGCUGCCCAAUCUGAAAAGACCCAACUUGGCCGACAACAAACUCACCGACAUGCCCCAGAACAUGGAGGUUUGGCAGAAUCUGGAGAACCUGAACCUGUGCAGAAACGAGCUGACCGCGUUGCCGGCCGCCCUGUGCAAACUGAACGCACUCCGACGCCUCUACGUCAACGACAACCAGCUUGACUUUGAGGGCAUUCCGUCCGGCAUGGGCAAGCUGGGCGCCCUGGAAGUUUUCUCGGCCGCAAACAACAAGCUGGAAAUGGUUCCUGAAGGUCUCUUCCGGUUUAGCGUGGGCUCGUCCCUUUGGCCAGCUCCAGGUUUGCCCAGCGAAACCGACCCUCAGGGCCCUCUUGGGCCUCUUCGGGAACCAUCAAUCUCGCUUGUGGGCACGGACGCGAGGGAACCCAGCAGGGUGAGCCUGCAGCAGUUGUCCCUGUUUGGGCCGUGUCCCCUUUGGCAACUCGUCCUGGGGCGAAACAAAAUUCCGCUUCAGAACCGUUUGUUUUUCAGUUCAUCAAAAUGCAAAUUGCGAGUCGCCUCAGGAAACUGCGGCUUCACCAGCCUUCGGAAGCAGCCGAGCAGUUUGGAAAACAUUUCGGCAGCAACGGCCCCAACAGCAAAUGGGCAAGACCAGGCCCGUGGCCACGCUCUUUGGCACUGCCGCCUCCAAGGCCUCCUUCGGCAAGAAAUCGGCCACCAAGAUUACUGACGCAGUUGGCCGUCGACAUUCUGGAGCUGCUCGUCGAAGCCCCUGUUGAGGCCCUCGGGGUGUGGUGGGGGCGCGUGACCCGCGGUACGGCCGCGCCGCCCUGGCUCGGCCGGGUUGCGGCGUUGCCAGGGUAAGCCGUCCUCACCUGCGCCACCCCCGCAGAGGGGCGCGCUGGAUCACGGCGCCCGACCCGCCGCCGUGCCUUGGAGGAAAAACCAGGGUCUCUAAGCGAGUCCCCCGCCUUUCCCCUCAACAACCUCCACCUGAGGUCACCCGUGAUAGUCCUGGCGAAACCAACGCGAAACACACCGGCAAAAGGGUGUGACUGCAGAGGUGAGGGCGCUGGAGCUCCAUUUCACUUGGCGGCUGGCGCGGCGCAGACCUCAGGGCUCAGAGGCCUCAGAGCAGCAGAGUGAGGAGUGGCGUCGACGUCUCUCCUGACAGGUUCAGAUUCCAGAUUUUCCGCCGCACCGUCCGCCCGACAAGAUCCAAAUCCGUCUUCGCCACAAAAGCAGCGCGUUGAACAACUUCGUCCUCGAAGGCUCGCCAAGUCUGCAGACGCUUCG